Ostrinia nubilalis (European corn borer) is the source of this 427-nucleotide messenger RNA. RefSeq lists its product as uncharacterized. The coding region runs from base 20 to 358 and encodes 112 amino acids. The record is from RefSeq and is a predicted model, not a curated record. NCBI's taxonomy places the organism in Eukaryota, Metazoa, Arthropoda, Insecta, Lepidoptera, Crambidae. Gene Ontology annotation, cellular component: membrane. The transcript has 3 exons. Gene Ontology annotation, biological process: sensory perception of taste.
UGAAAGUGAUAUAGAAGCAAUGAGCCUCAUACAAUUUACGUCCUUCUUGGCGAUGGAGAUGGUUCCUCUGUUCUCGCCCUGCAUGUUCGGAGACAGAGUCCACGGGGAGGUCAGGCGCUUGAGGGAGCUCCUGGCUUCUAGGCUCUAUGAGAAUAAGCUCGAUAAAUCGGGCUGCAGCGCUGCGCGCGCGCUCCUCGCGCUGACCGAGGCGCGGGACCUGUCGUUCUCCCUGCUGCGGAUGUUUCAAGUCGACAUAUCUCUGCCCUUCAAGCUCAUCGGCUUGCUCGUCACAUAUCUUAUUAUUCUACUGCAGUUUCAGAAAGUUAUUAGCCCCACUGCAUCGUCAAUUUCGUCUUAGCUAAAAAUACGGAAAAGCAAGAUGAAGUGCUCUUAAAUUUUUAUUUAAAAAUUUUAAUAUCACUUGAUU